Molecule: messenger RNA, 1516 nt
Organism: Homo sapiens (human)
Lineage: Eukaryota; Metazoa; Chordata; Mammalia; Primates; Hominidae
Gene: TNFRSF4
Product: TNF receptor superfamily member 4
Exons: 4
Coding region: 378-1301 (307 amino acids)
Biological process (GO): inflammatory response; tumor necrosis factor-mediated signaling pathway; T cell proliferation
Cellular component (GO): cell surface; membrane
Molecular function (GO): tumor necrosis factor receptor activity
Source: RefSeq, a predicted model, not a curated record
AACACGGUGUGCCGUCCGUGCGGGCCGGGCUUCUACAACGACGUGGUCAGCUCCAAGCCGUGCAAGCCCUGCACGUGGUGUAACCUCAGUGAGCUCCCACCUGGCCCCACAGCCCCACCCAGCACAGGGGGCGGCAGCCUGGCACCCACAUUCCCACGCAGCAGCAUGGGGCUCCCACAGCCGCAGAAACGAACCUCAAACCACAGCGGGGUCUGCUCCGCCACAGGGGUCCUUCGAGGAGCUGAGGCGUCUCCCAGGGGCACCCCCUCUCCCUCCGGGGGCCCAGACUCGGCCCAGGCCACGUGGAGUCGGGGAGACCACGCUGGCCAUGUGGCCUGGCCUUGCUGGCCUGAGCAGUGAGGCUGGGGGGUUGGGCCAUGGAGACCCUGCCGCAGGCGGGGCUGGCGGCUGGAGGCGGUGGAGGGGUAGGGAAGGGUGGCUGGGGCUGCCACGGAACCAGCCCCAGGUUGUGGCCAGGAAGGGAGGGCCCAGGAGCCUCGGGGGCUGCAGGGGCUCCAAGUCUCAGGGGAGGCCGCAGACCCCUGCCCACGGCCCUCUGUGUGGUGGGGAGGCCAACCUGUCCUCCAGUGCCCACGCUUCCUGAGGACCCUGUCCACAGCCCCCACCUGACCACCCCCCCAUCCGGCCCCUGCUCAGGAAGUGGGAGUGAGCGGAAGCAGCUGUGCACGGCCACACAGGACACAGUCUGCCGCUGCCGGGCGGGCACCCAGCCCCUGGACAGCUACAAGCCUGGAGUUGACUGUGCCCCCUGCCCUCCAGGGCACUUCUCCCCAGGCGACAACCAGGCCUGCAAGCCCUGGACCAACUGCACCUUGGCUGGGAAGCACACCCUGCAGCCGGCCAGCAAUAGCUCGGACGCAAUCUGUGAGGACAGGGACCCCCCAGCCACGCAGCCCCAGGAGACCCAGGGCCCCCCGGCCAGGCCCAUCACUGUCCAGCCCACUGAAGCCUGGCCCAGAACCUCACAGGGACCCUCCACCCGGCCCGUGGAGGUCCCCGGGGGCCGUGCGGUUGCCGCCAUCCUGGGCCUGGGCCUGGUGCUGGGGCUGCUGGGCCCCCUGGCCAUCCUGCUGGCCCUGUACCUGCUCCGGAGGGACCAGAGGCUGCCCCCCGAUGCCCACAAGCCCCCUGGUGAGUGCCUCAUGGCCCUGCCGCACUGCUCCUGGCGGGUGAGGCCCACCCACCAAUCUCUCCUUUUUUCCUCCCCAGGGGGAGGCAGUUUCCGGACCCCCAUCCAAGAGGAGCAGGCCGACGCCCACUCCACCCUGGCCAAGAUCUGACCUGGGCCCACCAAGGUGGACGCUGGGCCCCGCCAGGCUGGAGCCCGGAGGGUCUGCUGGGCGAGCAGGGCAGGUGCAGGCCGCCUGCCCCGCCACGCUCCUGGGCCAACUCUGCACCGUUCUAGGUGCCGAUGGCUGCCUCCGGCUCUCUGCUUACGUAUGCCAUGCAUACCUCCUGCCCCGCGGGACCACAAUAAAAACCUUGGCAGACGGGA